Glycine soja is the source of this 868-nucleotide messenger RNA. RefSeq names its product guanosine deaminase-like. Gene Ontology annotation, molecular function: zinc ion binding; guanosine deaminase activity. The record is from RefSeq and is a predicted model, not a curated record. Gene Ontology annotation, biological process: purine nucleoside catabolic process. The transcript is spliced from 5 exons. The coding region runs from base 132 to 692 and encodes 186 amino acids. Lineage: Eukaryota; Viridiplantae; Streptophyta; Magnoliopsida; Fabales; Fabaceae.
GCCCUCCCUCCGUUAUAUUUACGUACCAACCAUAUUCUGUUUUUUCGUGGACCGCAUUCACUUUCUCCUACCUCGUCCUUCUUACCCAACCUCAACCUGUUUCUCCGAGAAUCACAUCCAACGCUUCUGUCAUGGAGGAAGUUAACGUUGUGGAAACUAAGGAUGGAACUGUCUCAGUAGCUGCUGCGUUUGCUGGUCAUCAGGAAGCCGUGCAGGAUAGAGACCACAAAUUUUUAAGAAAAGCUGUUGAAGAAGCAUAUAAAGGGGUAGAUUGCAAAGAUGGAGGCCCUUUUGGUGCUGUUAUAGUUCAUAAUGAUGAAAUAGUUGCUAGUUGUCACAACAUGGUUCUGUGUAACACAGACCCAACUGCUCAUGCUGAGGUGACAGCAAUAAGAGAGGCUUGUAAGAAGCUUAAGCAGAUAGAACUUGCAGAUUGUGAAAUAUAUGCUUCUUGUGAACCUUGCCCCAUGUGCUUUGGUGCAAUCCACCUUUCUCGAAUUAAGAGGUUGGUUUAUGGAGCGAAGGCUGAGGCAGCAAUUGCUAUUGGGUUUGAUGAUUUCAUUGCAGAUGCACUGCGAGGUACUGGAUUCUAUCAGAAAGCAACACUGGAAAUUAAGAGAGCUGAUGGUAAUGAGGCCAUCAUUGCUGAAGAGGUUUUUGAGAAAACAAAGGAAAAAUUCCAAAUGUAUUAGAUAUGUCAUUCUUUUCAGAAUUGCUUUCAUUUAAAUUAUUGAAACUGUUGAUAGUGGAUUGAACUCAUUUGAGUACAACAAAUUCUACGAUACAAGUUGGAUUUGCCUCAGAUAAUGACUAUCUCAUUGUUAACCAAUUCUAAUAUACAUCCUCACACAGGAGGAUAUUUGAUACA